Molecule: messenger RNA, 570 nt
Organism: Dovyalis caffra
Lineage: Eukaryota; Viridiplantae; Streptophyta; Magnoliopsida; Malpighiales; Salicaceae
Source: the annotation of a GenBank genome assembly
AUGAAAGAAAGGAUUCCACGUGGCGGAUUUGAACUAAAACCUAGGCACGUUGGCUCUUACUUGGCUCAAAUUUAUUGGAGAACAAUUUUGCUGUUUAAUUUCACUCUAAAAGAAAGAGCGUGUAUUGCACGAAUAAACGAGACAAGGAGGAAUCCUCUCAGGUUAUCUCCCGAGAUGAAGACCAUUCAUUCUGACAUUGAAGAGCCAUCCGUUUCUAUGACAGAUAAAAUCAUCGCCGGAUGGUUUCAACUUGGUCGCUGGGAGAAAACACUGUUAAACGCGAUCGAGAAGAAAUUGCAUAUUGUCGAGGAGAAACUGUGCGAGAAUAUUGUUACCGAAAGAUUUAGGAUGGUUCGUUUGAGGAAUAUUAGGAAUCUUGGGUUACCAUUUGGAAAGCCUUUUCCUCUAGGCCGCUUUGGAUUUGAUGCUAUUAAUGUGAAUCCUAUUAAUGCGAAUCCUUUGAUUGAUAUGGUUCCUCAAGAAAUUGGUUCUUAUGAUACUUUCGUGACUAAUCCAUCCAACAACAAUAGGUCCGAUGUUGAGCGUACUACAUCGGCUUGGCAAUCUUGA